GGCGGCGAGACACCGGGGCUGCGGCGCCGCCUGCCCGUCCCGCCAGCAGAGUCCCGCUGCCGCGCGCCGCCCGCACACGCCACCGCCGCCGAAGCCAUGGGCUCCUGAGGCCAGUGCCUCGCCGACUGCAAGGGUUUCUCUCGGGGACCCCCUGCUGCCUGGUACCAUGACGGUGAGGGGGGCCGCACUGGCCCCGGAUCCUGCGUCGCCCACGACCAUGGCAGCAUCGCCCAGCGUCUCCGUGACCCCUGAGGGCAGCCCCACGGCCAUGGAGCAGCCCGUGUUCCUGAUGACAACGGCCGCCCAGGCCAUCUCGGGCUUCUUCGUCUGGACGGCCCUGCUCAUCACCUGCCACCAGAUCUACAUGCACCUGCGCUGCUACAGCUGCCCCAACGAGCAGCGCUACAUCGUCCGCAUCCUGUUCAUCGUGCCCAUCUACGCCUUCGACUCCUGGCUCAGCCUUCUCUUCUUCACCAACGACCAGUACUACGUGUACUUCGGCACCGUGCGGGACUGCUAUGAGGCAUUGGUCAUCUAUAAUUUCCUGAGCCUGUGCUAUGAAUACCUCGGGGGAGAAAGUUCCAUCAUGUCCGAGAUCAGAGGGAAGCCCAUCGAGUCCAGCUGUGUGUACGGCACCUGCUGCCUCUGGGGGAAGACUUACUCCAUCGGAUUCCUCCGGUUCUGCAAGCAGGCCACCCUGCAGUUCUGCGUGGUGAAGCCACUCAUGGCCGUCAGCACCGUGGUCCUCCAGGCCUUCGGCAAGUACCGGGACGGUGACUUUGAUGUCACCAGCGGCUACCUCUAUGUGACCAUCAUCUACAACAUCUCUGUCAGCCUAGCCCUCUAUGCCCUCUUCCUCUUCUAUUUUGCCACCCGGGACCUGCUCAGCCCCUACAGCCCCGUCCUCAAGUUCUUCAUGGUCAAGUCUGUCAUCUUUCUCUCUUUCUGGCAAGGCAUGCUCCUGGCCAUCCUAGAGAAGUGUGGGGCCAUCCCCAAGAUCCACUCGGCCCGCGUGUCUGUGGGCGAGGGCACCGUGGCCGCUGGCUACCAGGAUUUCAUCAUCUGUGUUGAGAUGUUCUUCGCGGCGCUGGCCCUGCGGCACGCCUUCACCUACAAGGUCUAUGCUGACAAGAGGCUGGACGCACAAGUACCAACAUACGGCCCUUACGGCCGCUGCGCGCCCAUGAAGAGCAUCUCUAGCAGCCUCAAGGAGACCAUGAACCCGCACGACAUCGUGCAGGACGCCAUCCACAACUUCUCGCCCGCCUACCAGCAGUACACACAGCAGUCCACCCUGGAGCCCGGUCCCGCCUGGCGCGGCGGCGCCCACGGCCUCUCCCGCUCCCACAGCCUCAGCGGCGCCCGCGACAACGAGAAGACCCUCCUGCUUAGCUCCGACGACGAGUUCUAGGUGCGGCUGCUGGCGGGGACGGCGGGCGCCUUGGCGCGGGGCCGGCUGUGCCCCCCCCACCCCCCAGCUGCCCCCACGGGCAGGAGGCGGGCCGGCGCCGCGUUGGCAGUGCCCAUUAAUUUAUUGGACCAGAAACACUCACCUCUUGCUUCCGAAAGAACAGCCAGGAGCUGUGUGCCCAGGGGACAGCCCAGGCUCGAGACGAGCCUUCGGGAAUAUUUAUACAAGGCCACCCCUGCGCUGCCGGGCGAGGGAUGGAGGAGGCGCGACUCCGGUGCCCUGUGGCUCGUCCCGCAGUAGCAGCAGCACGUUGGGCCCAGCUGUGGCCAUGGGGGACCAGCAGCGGCUGCUCUCUCAGCCCUGACGCGGGUCACCCGCUCCCCUGCGAGACUUCCGGCCCUGCCCCCAACACCGUGCAAUACUCCCACCGGGGCUCCUUCCUGCCUGCUCCCUCCCUUGUGCCCCCCUGUCCUUGCUAGAUUAGUCUCACCGCGGGCAGGAGGGGGAGGAGGGAGCCCGCUGCUCCCCAUGGCCCCUCCUGACCCAGGGCCUGCCUGGCAUGCUGCAAGGACCAGAGCGACACCGAGAGCCACGAGUCCCACGUCGGAAGGGUGCUCAGGUGCAUGGGGGCCCUGUGCUGUUGACGAGCAGGGGUCUCUGGGCCCCUGGCUGUCCUCUCCGUGGCUGCCCCUCCUGCCUGCCUCGUGCCCCUUCCUCCCGGCCUGCGGAGGGCAGCCAGCAGCCCGCACUGUCCUAGCACUUGGGGUCUGUCUCCUUGCAAGCAUCCGGGGCAGAGCCCUCAAUUCCCAGCUGCUCCAAGGGUUGGCAGCUCCCAGCCCUCCCUCCCUCCCUCCCUCCCAGGCUGAGCAGUGAGAACCCCCACAGCGCCCUGGGCUCUCCCUAGGGCUUCUCCCCUUCUCAGGGGAAGGGUCUGCGUUUCCACAUUUCAGACCAGGAGGGGCGCGGUCCCCUGAGAGGGAGGACGGAAGGAUGGGGCACGUGGCAGGGAGCUGGCAAGUGGGCGUGGUGACCCCAGCCUCCUCUCCCUGGCACGGUAUCCACACAGGGCCUGGUGUCCUGCCUCGGAUGGCCCCUGGGCCCAUCUCUUCUGUGCCUUAGUCACAUAUGAAAGCUCCCCCUUCCUAGGCCCUCAGUCUGUCUGGCCGCAGGCAGCCGCUGGGGGCACCCUAUCAAGCUGCUGGCGCUCAGGAUCCUGCCGUGCUGGGCCAAGCACCCUCGGACAGGCCUUAGGGGUGGCCGGGAUCACCGGUCCCCUCCCCUUGCUCAUCUCCACGCCCAUAUACUGGAGCCUCCUAGGGCCGGACCCCCCCCCCAUCCUUCCCCAGGCAGGCAGGGCUUACGCCCGCCACUGUCUUAGGAAGAGCCUCUUGACAGAUAACAGUGUAUGUUCAUACAGGCGGAGCCUUCUGGGGCUGGAAACCCGCAUGGCGCUGGGGUUUGGGCCGUAACACCUGGAGACGGUGGUAGGGUGAGGAGGGCCCUGCCCUGUGGUACCCGAACAUCCCCAUGGAGCCUCUUCCUGUUGGUUCAUUACUGGAAUGAACUCUGCCAAGGGUCUGCUGGGGGCCAGGUUCCACGCCAGCCAUCUUCCUGGGCUUCCUUUGGCCUUUGUGACCAAGCCAGCGCCCCGGGUCACAGAGGCCUGUGUGCAGGGUCCUGGAGGCCAGCCCCCGGGCCCUGUCUGGUGGGCCUGGCUGGCGGGUACCAAACUGCCCAGGAAGGCAGCAAGUGGUAGCGGGUCACCUGAGGAGAUUCUCUGUCCCCGGGCCCCCCUCUGCUUUCUCGAAGCUGUUUCUCUGAGUCUCCUCCCGGGGCCAACGUGUGCCGCCUACUCCCUGGCCCCCUUGGUCUCCACCCGCCCUGACACUGGCCGGCUGGCGUGGUCUGUGGGGGACACGGAGGGGGACUCAGUGGCAAGAGUUAGUGGCCCCCAGGGAGAUGAGGGCCCAGGAAUGCGUGCCCGCCCACUCCACCCCUCCUUCCUAGGAUGCAUAACCUACCUGUCUUUUUUUUUCUUUCAUUUUUUUCCCCCGAUAGAGUAGCUCUUUGUACAUAAAAGAUACUUGAAAAAUUAAUUGUAUGAUGUAUGAGAGGACAGAGUCCCUAGUUUUGUAUCUCGUGUAUGACUGCCAUGAGUUCCACCAGAAAGCCGCUCUAUUUUGGUCUCUGACAUUUUAAAUGCGUGACAGAAGUGAGCAAAUAAAGUGAGAAAUCUAUAUAUGAGAUAAUAUAGAUUGUAUUGAAAUCUC
Molecule: messenger RNA, 3681 nt
Organism: Suricata suricatta (meerkat)
Lineage: Eukaryota; Metazoa; Chordata; Mammalia; Carnivora; Herpestidae
Gene: TMEM184B
Product: transmembrane protein 184B
Exons: 10
Coding region: 167-1411 (414 amino acids)
Biological process (GO): transport
Molecular function (GO): transporter activity
Source: RefSeq, a predicted model, not a curated record